AUGUCGUUUUUUACGCGAUCGCUGCAGGACCUGCCGAGUAUAACGGCAAACGAUGUACAUCGGAUCAUCCAGACCACAUCGAAGACACCAACAUCAAAAAAGGACAAAGGUUUUAAAUUGUAUGUGUCCAGUUAUAUAAACAACUACGAAGUUUCAAACAAGGAGUCAGGAGAGGUCACGGUUAGGUCUGAGUGCUUCAGAUCUAUGAGGAAAAGCCAGAAGCCUCACUGUCUGAGUGUAAGGGAAAGUCAUCCUGCAGGUUCAGUUCAGGUUCAGAAGAAACAGGUACAGCCUUGUGCAGUCAUGUGGCAGCUCUACUGUACCAGACGGCGACUACUCCCAGCUGAGGCUUAUAUCAGUUCCCCAGUGUUCAGCUGCACAGAAACUGAACAAAAGUGGCACAAACCAAGGACCAUGGGUAUUAAACCUGGUCCAGUUAAUGACAUGGUCAUUGUAUCAGCCAGACCAAAAGAAAGGAGACUUGCAGAAGGAAUCAGAAGCAACUUGUAUAAAGGAGUUAUCUGCCCUCUGCCAGACAUCUCCACUCUGAAAGUUCAGGAGGCGUACCAUGGACUUAGUGCAGACGAAGCUCCCAUGAUCACAGCAAUGGCCAUUUCGAGUGAUGUACCUCUGAUUGAGUCCAUGUUCGGUCCGGUGCAGGAGGGAAGUGUGCUUUCCUAUCAGCUACCAGUAAUGGCAGUCCCCAGUACCCGUCCACACACAGGUGCCCCUUCUCCCCCACAGCUGCCACUCUCGGAUUACAGACUGGGACCCCCUACCUGUGCAUUUGUGUUUUCUGAACAUCAGCACCAUCAUCUGGCAUCCCUUGCGACAUCUUUUGAGACGGCACACAAAGUUGAAAAAGCACGCGAGAGCAGAGUUCCUGCGCUGAGUGGCACCAACUAA
Molecule: messenger RNA, 906 nt
Organism: Xyrauchen texanus (razorback sucker)
Lineage: Eukaryota; Metazoa; Chordata; Actinopteri; Cypriniformes; Catostomidae
Exons: 5
Coding region: 1-906 (301 amino acids)
Source: RefSeq, a predicted model, not a curated record